UUGGUAUUAAAGCAUACUUGAGGUUGCAAAGGAGCUUUAUGUGUUUUAUUGAUGUACUCUUCAGCAAUCUUCAAUAUUUUCCUAUGACAUCUAUCUUGUACACAUAUUGAAGCUCUGAGUGACUGUGGGUCUCUGGAGACCUCAAGGUGAACUCAGAGCUAACUCAAGAUACUGGGGGCAUACUGUAGAGAAUUGACCAGGACAAGUGCUUUCCUAGUUUUGGAGCCAAAAGAACAGAUGUGGAUAUCCGAUAGACAAUAGUAGAUAUCUUUUGUAGCGGGCUUCUCUGACGUCGCCCUGAUGUUGCAGAUUUUGUGGCCUCUUGUGGCACUUUGACAGGGCGCUACGGACAGUUGGUACACGCUGGAUGGAGCCUUUCAAGAUGGUACGCGCUGCUGGAGCCCUUGAAGAUGGAUGGCUGGAUGGCUCGAGUCCGCACAUCGCCGUCCCGACUGCCACACAACAAUUUUGAACUCACAAAUUCAAGGAUAGAAACAAGACAAGACAAACUUCGCUGGAACCUGCUUCUCUCACACUGCCAACAACACAAACACCCUUCAAACACUACUACCUGCUCAGACCAACCCAUCAAAUCACAUUACUACAAUGAUUGAGAACAAGGACCAACAACAACGCAAGGACGAGAGUGGUGUCCUUGGACGCCUUGUGGACGAAUCCGGUGAGCUGAAGGAGCCAUCUCACUGCAUUAUCCAGUAUGGAGGACGGGUGCGCCUCCCUGACAAGCUGAUGGAGAUCCUCAACAAGGACUUUGAACCCGACACCAUGUGGUGGCAACCAGAUGGAGAAUGCUUUGCCUUUGACUCGGAAACGGUCCAGAAGAAGAUCCUCGAUGUUUGGUUUCGUGGGACCAAGCUCACCAGCUUUAUCCGAUCGCUUAACCGAUGGGGCUUUCGCCGUGUCUUCUAUCAUGCACUGCCAGAGUCUGCCUUGGCAUUUCACCAUGCCGCCUUUCGCAAGACCAGCACUCCAGAGAUGCUCAAGUCCAUGAAGAUGAGCAAGUCGGGAAAGGCCGCUGCUGUCGUCGCCGUCGCCGCUGCUGCUUCCAAGCCUGAACAACCGAGGACUGCUGAAACUACUUCACUUCACGCUUCCCUCUACCGUCAGACCCUCGAGUCUCCCAUGAUGGCUGUCGGCAACACCCGGCUGUCCACGCUGUCUCAGUUGGCAGCAGCUGCACCACCAAGUUCCCCUUCUGCCUCCCUGACGGCGUUGCUGCCUCAGCUCCCCCUGACCACCACCUCCACAGCUGUCGCUGCAUUGGAACAGCAACAAAAAGAUGCGAGACUCCUCCAGCUUUUGAGUGAACACCGCAACCGUGACUUGCUCACAGCGGCAGUGGGACGAAGGGCUUCCUUGCCUCUGGCGGACGCGGCUGCCAGUUCCACUGCUACCUUGCAGAGAGCGCUCUUCGCGGAGCACCAACAGAGGAAUGACCAGCAACAGCAGCAGCUACUGGCACUGGCCCGUGUCCGUGCCGAGCAAAAUUUCCUUCGUGCCCAGCAGCAACAAGCGCAACAGCAAGCGGCUCAACAACGUCAACAAAACGAUGCCGCCAUCCAAAUGGCUCUCAUGGCACUUGCGUCGUCUCGUAACAGCCCAACUCUGCCCUAAAGUCAAGCAACGAAGCAACUAAACGGGCAGCCAGCAAGCAACUACUAUAGACGGGGUUUCCACCGGGGCGCCAAGAAGCACAGCUCAAACUACCAGGAGAAGCAAUCAAACACUUGAUCAUGUUCUAUGUCCAAUCAUUGUACCCUACAUCCCUUGUCAGUGAGGCACUAUUAAGCGGCCAAUUUCAUAAGUACUACUACAUACUAGAUCAUACCAGUCAAACAACACCCAAGCAUCUAUACCUGUAGCAUCUACAUACAUGAAGACAGUUGUCCGCUUGA
This is a messenger RNA of Seminavis robusta, 1913 nucleotides long. The record is from the annotation of a GenBank genome assembly. Lineage: Eukaryota; Bacillariophyta; Bacillariophyceae; Naviculales; Naviculaceae.